Molecule: messenger RNA, 1318 nt
Organism: Engraulis encrasicolus (European anchovy)
Lineage: Eukaryota; Metazoa; Chordata; Actinopteri; Clupeiformes; Engraulidae
Gene: cfap418
Product: cilia and flagella associated protein 418
Exons: 6
Coding region: 173-742 (189 amino acids)
Cellular component (GO): cytosol
Source: RefSeq, a predicted model, not a curated record
CCUUGUCACACACAGCAUAAACGUGUUAACGAUUGGCACCAGGGGCAUUAUCAGGCCAACAACUAAGCUAAAAACAGCUAGCUUUUUCCUACCAGCUAGUCACUUACCAGAGGCCGAGUAGCGUCUCUAGUUGCAAGGCAACGCGGUGGUUUGACACAAGUCCAAGUUAGCCAUGGGGUGGGUAACAGGUUCAUUCUGUCUUGUCUACUUCGAGCUUCAGUCCCUCGAAAGAAACAACAAAAGCAAAACCAAGCAAGUUGAGGGGACCAGGAGGGAUGACAGCGACGAUAUCGACGCACUGCUGGAUGAGAUCCUUGAUGAUGACGAUAACAAGAGUAGUCCAGCCAUUUCUAAUAGUAAAAAAGUUACCAGGAGUGGGAUGGAUCAUUCAGCUACCCAAGUAGUAAAAAGAAAAUGCUGUCCAGUGUUUGUUGGUGGAAGUACCACACCACAUGGUAUAGGAACAAGCAACUCCAAAAGGGCAUGCGAUCAGUUGAGGUGCAUCUCCUGCGAUUUCCGAAUCGCGUCGUUUGAUGAUUACGAGUGGGACUCCACAUGUGAUUACCUCUUCUUCAGGAACAACAUGCCGGACUGCCAGCGCCUGCGUGCCAAGCUGAGGCGGUGUAAGGGGGCGCGGGCAUACGCCUGCCAGUGUAGCUGGCACACGGCACUGGCGCUCGGCGACCUCGCGGGCCAGACCCAGGCCCAGCUGCGAUGGGUGUGCGGCGCCCACGAUACGUGAUGCCAAGCCCAGCUAGCCCACACUGGCCCCCGGGGACCCAGGCAGAUUCCCAGCUCAGAUGGGUCUGCGGCAGCCACAUUGAGAGUACACAAUCUCUGGGCACCCACCAUACUGUGACCAAGCCACUCCGCACAAUCCCUCCGGCAGCCGUCGCUGUAUUCUGCCGUGUUACCUGACAACAUGCAGCGCUACUCUUCUACUCCUCACAGGUUCUUUUGAUAUGUCGCUGUAUUUUGCUGUGUUACCUGACAACAUGCAGCGCUACAGAGCUACAGAGCUACUACUCGACACUGGUUCUUUUGAUAAGUCAUUUUUUCUGUGGCAGCACCCACCAUAUACACAGCGUUGUUAAUGAAACGCUGAUGGAGUUGAUUUAACAUCCUCAAGAGUAUGUAAGACAAAGGAGAUACGCACUCUGGCGCUUCUAAAUUAACAAUCCGGCGCAACCAGAGCAGGACUAAAUCCUAAGUAGAAAGGGAAAAGAAUCUGGUGCCACAUGGAUGUCUAUUUUCUGUUAUUUAUUUGUAUCACGCAGUAAAACUAACGUUUUGACAUGAUAGUCCUCAGAGACUCUGA